AUGGAGUAUACCUUGACUCAGAAAUGGCUUCGCCAAAACAUACAGCCAUAUUCCAGCAAAGAACGCGUUUAUUCGGAUACGGAUGCGGCGCUGUCGCGUUAUCCUUCGCUACGGCCCAAAUCGGACGUCUACACCUAUGACGAUGGUCGGACCCAGCUCUUGCUCUGUAUUCAUGGACUCAUUCCUAUCUCAUAUCGUGAUGCUUCCUACAAUAUACCUGUCGCGAUCUGGCUCACAAGGGAAUACCCGGCUCAGCCUCCCAUCGUCUACGUCGUGCCCACCAGCGACAUGCUAGUCAAGGCUGGGAAGUAUAUCGAUGUCAGCGGACGGUGUAAUAUUGAAUACAUGCAGAACUGGAGUCGUAAGAGCGAGGGUUGUAGCCUAUCAGGAUUGGUCGAAACUUUGCAGGAUUACUUCUCUCGCGAGCCGCCCGUGUACGCCAAACCCAAACAAGUUGCCAGACCCCCAAGUGGAAAUCCAGAGUAUGCACAGAAGCCACCACCGCCUUUACCCACAAGUCCACGGCCAGAGCAGCCACCACCACAAUCACCCAACCGCCCUGUAUUACCUCCCAAGCCGGGAUAUGCUUCAAGAUUUACCUCGCAUUCACCUUCACUAAGCCGUUCCUCACCUGUGCUUUCUUCACCUUUAGGAAAGGUAACAAUGAAGCAUGAAUAUCACCGCCCUCCUCCUUCUCUUCCGUCUCAUCCAAGAGUCGAUUUGGAAGUCCCGAGGAGUCCUCCUGCAGACCGAUCAUCUUCAGUUUCAAUAGCUUUGCCUGUUCCCUCUAUUUCGCCCCCUCAAAGUCAAUUCCGCUUCCACGAUCUUCGAUCCUCGGGUCCUCCCCCACGACCUCCCCCACCCGUCAUCGCAUCUCCACCUAUAUUACCCCCAAAUUUUACUAACACUUUACCGCCUCACGCUCUAACGCAGCCUCUGCAACCCCCAGGAGUGAGCCCUCCGCCCGUUCCCAACCUUUUAGAUGAAGAGUCUGUAGACGUUUCCUCGUCUGGCCCAUCAAACUUUGCUCCUCCGCCUCGACCUCCAAACCCUGAACUCCUGCGGCUUCACGAUCAAGUUCACCAGAAAUUAACUUCUGAACUUGCUUCAUUAGCUCAAGCGUUGUCCCUCGAUGCUGAGCGCCUUCGUGCGCAACAAUCUGAUUUACUCCUCGGCGAACCUGCCAUCCGUGAUGAAAUGGCGAGAUUAGAAGCUGUUCGAGACGUUUGUCGUAAUGUGAGCAGUCGUAUGAGAAGCACUGUUGAUCAGACGGAACGGAAUAUGUCUGAGCUUCGUCGGAAGGGGGACCCUGAAGUUGAUGAGCUUGUUUGCUCGACGACAAUAGUUCACAAUCAGCUCAUUAACCUGGUUGCAGAAGACAACGCUAUUGAGGAUACUAUUUAUCAUCUCCAUAGAGCCUUAAACAGCGGCCGCAUUGACUUGGAACGUUUUCUCAGGACUACCCGCAUAUUAGCGGAGGAACAAUUCAUGAAGCGGGCGCUGAUUGAAAAAAUACAGUCUGGUGUCCCCAUGAGUAUGUCGAUGGGAUCUCCGUGGUCUUGA
Molecule: messenger RNA, 1563 nt
Organism: Desarmillaria tabescens
Lineage: Eukaryota; Fungi; Basidiomycota; Agaricomycetes; Agaricales; Physalacriaceae
Product: UEV domain-containing protein
Exons: 6
Coding region: 1-1563 (520 amino acids)
Biological process (GO): endosome to lysosome transport; protein transport; protein modification process
Cellular component (GO): ESCRT I complex
Molecular function (GO): ubiquitin binding
Source: RefSeq, a predicted model, not a curated record